This is a messenger RNA of Durusdinium trenchii, 1284 nucleotides long. The record is from the annotation of a GenBank genome assembly. Lineage: Eukaryota; Dinophyceae; Suessiales; Symbiodiniaceae.
AUGGACAACCAUCCUGAUCGAUGCAUGUUGCCACACUUUCUGUGGACCUUUGCGCAGACAUGUGGAACUGUGGGAUGCUUCGUCAUCUUUGGCCUGAUCGGACAAGUCUAUUCACUCCUCUUGGAGAGCGGCCAAAGCUUAUUGGCUUCCUUGUUCUUGCCCUUCGGUACCGCCCUCGGAGAGACAGGCAUGGUGGUCUUUACUCGAAUUGCCUACAACACGCUGGUGCACACUAAGAAAGUGAAUGGUCAGGGGCCUUUGGCGGGAGAUCAGCUCUAUGUCGCAGCGCCUUGCUUGAUCUUCUCUGCGCAUGCCUUUGCUGAGGCUUGUCGCUUGACCGCCACCCUGGCGGGUGCCAUCAACAACGGCGGCUUCGCGUGGGUCUCCACGACCUGCGUCGGAGUGGCUUUGAACAUCUCGGCACGUCUGGGCUGGUCGCGCUUCAUCCUGAUCCAAUUCACCAAGAUGCUGAAAGGUGGCCCCACUGCGAUGGCCAUUUUUGCACCCACAGGGUGGAGCAAGUUUCACGACGAGCUGAAGAUCUACUGUGGCUACUAUCGGUUCGUGCUAGUGCUGGCGCUGGUCGCUGUGAGAGCGAUGAUGUAUCAGAGCUUCCAAGCGGAAGGUCCCCUGGCUCCAGCCUUCAAUGUGUCGGCCAUGGUCUUGAUUCCAACUCUGAUGCUCUUUGAGAUUCUGGAAGAUGAGAUUGUCACUCGGGAGUUGCUGCCGGUCAACCCUGCAGGGGCAGGCCUGCUGAAAGUCAACACUGCAGGAGACAAUGCUGAUCCAGCGCAGCUACUCACUUUGGAGCAUUUACUAUGCGUUCCGGAGAAUGACCCAUGGAAAAUGUCGGAGCUGGAGGCAUCCGGCAAAAGGUCAAUGAUGACCUCAAGCCUGAGGAGGACUUCUUCGAGCUUGAGCCACAGGAGCCGUGACAGCGACACCGCAACCUCCCGCCGUGACGGUGCAGACGGCAACAUGGGGCUCCAGCAUGAACCGGAGAAGACCGUCUCCCUGGGCAUCAGAGAGAGUUACCUUUGGGCGCGCUUGCGGAGUUGGUUCGGUCAAUCGCGGGCCUUGAACUCCUCACCUGCCCUCCAUGGGCUUCGCGAACUGCCCUUCAUGGUGCACUUGAGCUUCAUCGGCAUCGUGGGAGAGUUCACCUCGAGCUUGCUGGGCUUGCUGAUCGGUGCCGGCUACAUGCGUGGCUUGUGUCCGGAGCCGCUCCAGGGCCCUGAGCGCGUCGUAGGACUUCUUUGGUGGCAGACGCCUUUGCCCUGCUAG